AUGUGGCUUACAUGGACAAUACAAUACAUAGCUGAAGACGCUGGACAUAUUGUGACAAGCCCUUCUGUCCUACAGAUUGGGAAGAUCCCACAGUCAUGCGCCUUUGUGCACAUGUAUAUUCAAAGCGAGGUUUCGAUCCUCGGACCUGUGGGUUAUAGGCCCACCACGCUUCCGCUGCGCCACUCUGAUUGCAUGUCUGACUUGCAUUCGUAA
Marchantia polymorpha subsp. ruderalis is the source of this 213-nucleotide messenger RNA. The record is from the annotation of a GenBank genome assembly. Lineage: Eukaryota; Viridiplantae; Streptophyta; Marchantiopsida; Marchantiales; Marchantiaceae.